Pygoscelis adeliae (Adelie penguin) is the source of this 1702-nucleotide messenger RNA. It is a transcript of the gene CCDC78, whose product is annotated as coiled-coil domain containing 78. The record is from RefSeq and is a predicted model, not a curated record. Gene Ontology annotation, cellular component: cytoplasm. The transcript has 14 exons. NCBI's taxonomy places the organism in Eukaryota, Metazoa, Chordata, Aves, Sphenisciformes, Spheniscidae.
UUCCUUUGCUCUUCAGCCACUGCCUGCCUGAUAUUGUGCAAAGAUCCUGGACUCCGGACACAUGGAUUUUGCAGAGAAAGAGAACGUGCAGCUGCAGGAUAGGAAUGAGAGGCUGUACGGGCUCAGAGACCUGCAGGAGAGGAUGGAGAAGCUGGCUGGCUCCAAAACAGAUUUGUCAGCCAGAGUGGUCUUCAGUGAAGAGGAAAAACUGAAGAUUUCCAAAGACCUCGUUGAUCUGCAGAUCGAGACAAACAAAAUGAAGGAGCAGUAUGAGACGGAGAACUUUGAACUGAAAAAUAUGGUCCUGGCCCUGGAGAACCGUGUGCUGGAGCUGGAGCUCUGCAGUGAGAAAGUCACUGGGGAGCGGGAUGCCUUACGGGAACGCCUGCAUGCUCUGGAGACCAAUCGGAAGGAGCUGGCGGAUGAGUACAUCAUUUUGAAAAGCAAUUACUUGGCCCGAGGCAAAGAACUGGAGCAGGAGGUCAUGAAGAAUGAAGAGCUCAGCCUAGAGCUGCUCAAUCUGGCCAAUGCCAGGAGCACCCUUCCCCGUACAGAGAGCGACCACUACCGCUCCCCCGCCAUGCUCCUUGGAGCAACGGGGAUCUAACAGGCACCUUCUUCUGUCUCUUACCAAAACCAGUCAGAAGAUGUAGUUGCCUCUGAACACGAGCAGCAAAAGCUGGAGAGAAAUUUGCUUGGAAACCAGGAUCACAUAAAAGUGGAGCUUGAAAAAAUGAAGAAAACCUAUGAUUCGCAGCAGCAGAAGCUGGAAGAGAGAGUGAUCGCGAUGGGGAAGGAGCUGCAGGAGGCGAAGGGAGCGAUUGGGGACACCCAGCACAAGCUGGCGGAGCAGUCAGCGGUGCUGCUCACCUCCCAGAGCCAGCUCCAAGAGGUGGAGGCGGAGAACUCCCGGCUGCAGCUCCGGCUGAAGGAGCUGAACGAGGAAUAUCGCUCCCGGCUCACACAGUACAUCAAGGACGUGGCGGACUAUAUGGACAGCAAAUCCAGCAAUGUAACGGGGUCUAGCAAAGCCCCAGCUGAUCACGCUCACAUGAAACACUUUGUGGACAGCAUGCUGAAGGAUAUCAGGGCUUCCUACAAGUCUCGGGAAGAGCAGCUAGCUGGAGCGGCACGUGGCUACAAGAAACGCAUGAAGAACUUGGUCAAGAAGCAUGAGAACCUGCUGAUUGCUUAUGGGCUCCAGCGAGAGCAGAUCCGGUCCUUGGGCAGCAGCGCUAGGGAUUGUGGCCCUGCCGAGCUCCACUUUUCCAUCACAGACUCGGAGCUGCUGACAAACACGACCCGGGAGCUAAACCGGCUGCGGGAGGAUAAAGCCAAACUGGAGAUGCAGCUAGAUGAAUUGCAGAAGGUGGUGACUGGGCUGCUGGAUUCCUGUGGUGGUGAAACGCAGCUGGAUGAGGAGGGCUGGGCAGAGGUCAGGAAGCAGCUCCGGGAGUUCGCACACACCACCCAGGAGGAUUUGGAGCAGGAGAGGAGCCAGCUGCUGACUCGGGCGAUCGUGGCAGAAGAGCAGGUGUCGGAGCUGCAGGAAUACAUAGAUAAGCAUCUUGCAAGGUACAAGCAGGAGAUCCUCCGGUUGAGGAAGCUCGCUGGCAGUGAGGUGCCACGUGUGCUCAGUGCUGGGGCGGCCGAUACUCACUCCCUGCCCAGAGCCAGAAGGACCGUCAGCCACCAACCGUAG